Messenger RNA from Sesamum indicum (sesame), 2772 nucleotides. Its product is annotated as protein STRUBBELIG-RECEPTOR FAMILY 6. NCBI's taxonomy places the organism in Eukaryota, Viridiplantae, Streptophyta, Magnoliopsida, Lamiales, Pedaliaceae. The record is from RefSeq and is a predicted model, not a curated record. Gene Ontology annotation, molecular function: ATP binding; protein binding; protein kinase activity. Gene Ontology annotation, biological process: protein phosphorylation.
AAUGAAAGAGAGAGAAGAAUUCUGUGGCUUUGGAUUCUUCUAGCAGAUCGUGCCUGCCAGCUUUUGAGAGAAUGGGUACGCAGAAAGUGUGCAAAAUAUAUAAUUCUUCAAAUUCUUAUUGUUUAUCAUUUCAUUGAGGGAAAAAAAAAUCCAUAAAGAAAUAAAAGGAGUUGAGGAAAGGGGUUGUCUGUGAGGAUUGAUUGAGAAAGAGAAAGCCUUUUUUCUGUUCUGGGCUUUUUUGGGUUUUUCUUUUUCUUGUUUGUAAGAGUUUGGUUAAAUAUAGAGAGAGAGAGAGAGAGAGAGAGAGAGAGAGAGAGAGAGAGAGAGAGAGAGAGAUGAGGGAGAUGAGGGAGAUGGAGAUGGGGAUGGUUGUGGUGAUGGUGGUGGCGCUGCUCAUUGGCAUUCCGAGCUCUACUAAUGCAGACACAGAUCCAACUGAUGCUUCCACUCUCAAUAUCAUGUACACCAGUUUGAAUUCGCCACCACUGCUUACCAAUUGGAAGCCAAAUGGUGGUGAUCCUUGUGGCGAAUCUUGGAAAGGAGUUUCCUGCUCGGGCUCAAAAGUUACGGAAAUAAAGAUACCAGGAUUAGGACUGACUGGGAAUAUGGGAUACCAGCUUGAUAGAUUGACAUCUGUAACGACUUUCGAUAUAAGCAACAACAAUCUUGGAAACCAGAUUCCUUUUCAACUUCCUCCAAAUGUUCAAAGACUUAACCUUGCUGGCAAUGGCUUCAAUGGUGGCCUUCCCUAUUCCAUAUCAUUGAUGACUUCUCUAAGAUACCUCAACGUAAGUCACAAUCAAAUACAGGGCCAAGUGAAUGUCCAGUUUAACUCGCUUACGUCUCUCUCCACAUUGGAUUUCUCUUUCAAUUCAUUGACAGAUAAUCUCCCUCAAAGUUUCCAGUCAUUGACGAAUAUAAACGAUAUGUAUUUGCAAAACAAUCAGUUUACUGGAAGCCUUGAUGUCCUUGCUAAUCUUCCGCUUCAAAAUCUGAACGUUGAAAACAACCAUUUUACUGGAUGGAUCCCUGAACAAUUGAAAGGCAUAAACCUGAAAACUAGUGGUAAUUCAUUCAAUUCUGGACCUGCACCUCCACCUCCACCUGGCACUCCUCCAGCCACCCGGCCCAACCGAAACCACAGAUCUGGAGGUGGUGGUGGUUCAUCCAAUGAUGGAGGAAGUGGAAAUGGAGGAAGCAAAUCGGGUAUCGGUGGUGGUGCUGUAGCUGGAAUAGUUAUAUCAGUAUUGGUUGUUGGAGCUAUAGCAGCAUUCUUCAUUGUCAAGAAACGAUCCAGAAAGCCGGCCACAGACAUCGAGAAGCUUGACAAUCAGCCUUUUGCUCCUCUGGCUUCACAAGAAGUCCAAGAGGUUAAACCUAUUCAAACUUCAUCCACAACCAGCACAAAAGCUUUUGAAACUCCUGCCAUGAUAAACCUGAGGCCUCCUCCAGCUGAUCGUCAUAAAUCAUUUGAUGAAGAUGACGUCUCAGCAAAGCCGAUUGUUCCACCCAAAAAAGUGAAUACAGCUCCUAUAAAUGCUAAAUCGUAUUCUGUAGCAGACUUACAGAUAGCCACUGAUAGUUUCAAUGUUGACAAUCUUAUGGGAGAGGGAUCUAUUGGACGUGUUUACCAGGCUCAAACGGAUGAUGGACAGAUUCUUGCUGUGAAGAAAAUAAAUUCAUCAGUUCUGUCCAAUUCUGAAGAAUUUCUUGACAUCGUCUCGGAGAUUUCCAGCUUGCAUCACCCUAAUAUAACUGAACUGGUUGGGUAUUGUUCUGAGCACGGACAACACUUGCUUGUUUAUGAGUUCCAUAGAAAUGGAUCGCUACACGACUUUCUGCAUCUCUCUGAUGAAUAUAGCAAGCCUUUAACAUGGAACAGCCGUGUCAAGAUUGCAUUGGGGACUGCAAGAGCACUAGAGUACCUACAUGAAGUUUGUUCACCCUCCGUUAUUCAUAAAAAUUUCAAAUCAGCAAACAUUCUACUUGACAUGGAGCUCAAUCCUCACCUUUCUGAUUGUGGGUUAGCAAACCUUGUUCGUGAGCCAGAUCAGGCAUCUGGAUACAGUGCACCUGAGGUUGCCAUGUCUGGUCAAUAUACUAUUAAGAGUGAUCUAUACAGCUUUGGGGUUGUCAUGUUAGAACUUCUUACAGGGAGAAAACCAUUCGAUAGCUCAAGGCCAAGAUCCGAGCAAUCCUUAGUUCGAUGGGCAACACCUCAGCUCCACGAUAUUGACGCUCUCUCUAAGAUGGUCGAUCCGGCUCUGAAAGGGCUUUAUCCUGUCAAAUCACUUUCACGUUUUGCAGACGUAAUUGCUCUGUGUGUCCAGCCGGAGCCAGAGUUCAGGCCCCCAAUGUCGGAAGUGGUUCAGGCGUUGGUUCGCUUGGUGCAACGAGCAAACAUGAGCAAGAGGACUUUUGGAAAUGAAGCCUCUCGGGCGGAAAGUGCAGAUGGUGAGGACUAUACUCCAUAGGUCACUGCGGUUCCUCUGGACUAUCUGGACACUGCGCUAGACAGUGCUAGAAAGUAAAGUUGAUCAGUUUGUAUUAACUUUUACCUUUCCAACGCCGCCAUUGUGCCAAUCAUUUACAUACACUCAACUGUGUUGUAUUAUAGUAAAGUGUAGGUCAUAAAAUUUGUUCAUUCUUGGGACUCGGUGGAGUGCUCUGAUGAUUUUUUCUUUUUUUCCUUCGACUUGUCUUUCAUGUCCUUGUUAUGAGAAGCUGUAACCACCUUUGAAAGACUGCAACAAAACCUAUUUGUCCGUGUCA